GUCCAAUGGAUUCAGACUUGAAUGGUCCCUACAGCAAGAUAAGAUGGUCCAACGUAUAUAAGGACCCGCCGUGGCGUUCACAUUCUUCUAGCUUGCAAUGGAGAAACAGCUGACUCUGUUGGCGGUCAUCCUUUGUGUGGGGGCGGGCUCAGCAGCCACACUGGGAGUGGUGCGCACGGAACUUGGCAGGGUGCAGGGGCAGCAUCUUGUCCUCGGGCUCUACCGCUCUCUGGAUGUCUUCAAAGGAAUUCCCUUUGCUGCCAAACCGGAUACUUUGGAAAAAGCCCAACCUCACCCGGGUUGGGACGGCAUUUUCAAGGCAACUAAGUUUGCCAAGAGAUGUGUUCAGAUGAGCGUGCUCCAAACUUCCACUUUUGGAAGCGAAGACUGCCUCUAUCUCAACAUCUGGGUUCCUCAAGGCCGUCAUGUGUCAACAAAUCUCCCUGUCAUGAUUUGGUUCUACGGAGGAGGCUUCAUGGUCGGAGGCUCCAUGGGGCCAAAUUUCCUCAACAACUACCUCUACAGUGGUCAGGAACUGGCUGCCAAGGGGAAUGUUAUUGUGGUGUCAGUUGCUUAUCGAGUGGGGGUCCUCGGCUUCCUGAGCACGGGAGACGCGAGUUUACCUGGAAAUUACGGUCUUUGGGAUCAACAUGCCGCCAUUUCCUGGGUGCACAGGAAUAUUCAAUCAUUUGGAGGAGACCCUGACAACAUGACUAUCUUUGGGGAGUCGGCAGGCGGCGCUAGUGUCAGCUUCCAGAGUCUCUCCCCCCACAACAGAGGGCUGUUUAAAAGAGUCAUUUCUCAGAGUGGUGUGGCCCUCUGUCCCUGGGCUCUCAGCAGGAAUCCUCACAAAAUUGCACAGGAGGUUGCUGCCAAGGUAGGCUGUCCCACUGACGAGAGGAUGGUGGACUGUCUGAAAGCGACGGAUGCUGCAACUCUCACCAUGGCAAGCCCACGCAUUCAACAAGGAACUCCAGACGAUCCUCUGGUGAACAAAUUGCUCCUGUCUCCUGUUGUUGAUGGCGACUUCCUGCCUGAUCAACCCGCCAACUUGUUCCAUAACGCGGCUGAAACGGACUACCUGGUCGGCGUUAACAACAUGGAUGGACAUCUGUUCACGUCCAAGGACAUUCCCUCCAUCGGGAAGAAGAGUCAGGAGACACCAGUAGAGGACGUGAAGAGACUUCUGGGUGCGUAUACAAAGGAGAAGGGCCCAGUGGGGUUGGAUAUCGCCUUUGCAGAAUAUUGCGCUGACUGGGGAUCGUCACCAAGCCAAGAGACGAUUAAGAGAACUGCGGUGGAUAUCGGGACGGACUACCUUUUCCUGGUUCCCAGUCAGAGUACCCUUUACCGCCAUGCUGCGAAUGCCACGUCUGGACGUACCUUCUCCUACUUGCUGUCUGAGCCCAGUUUAAUGGCAGGACCGGGCAAACCCUACCACACAUGGGUGGGCGCGGACCACGCUGAUGACCUGCAGUAUGUGUUUGGCAAACCUUUCACCACGCCAAAAGCUUAUGGAGAAAAACACAGAGACCUUUCGGGCUACAUGAUAGCCUAUUGGACGAAUUUUGCUCGAACUGGAGAUCCAAACAUGGGAAAUCUAAAGGUUCCAGUGACUUGGCCUGAAUUUAGCAGUACUGAACAUAAGUUUCUGGACAUCAGUGCUCAAAUGAACACAACCUCCAUUAAACAAGAAAUGAGGUUGCGUUUUGUAAGGCUUUGGACCAGCACUCUUUCUAGUCUCUCGUCAAACAGUGCACAAUGAUGUCAACAUGUUUGAAACUGUACAAAUAAAAGAGUCUGUACAGAAA
Messenger RNA from Nerophis ophidion (straightnose pipefish), 1811 nucleotides. Its product is annotated as bile salt-activated lipase-like. Gene Ontology annotation, molecular function: signaling receptor activity; triacylglycerol lipase activity; sterol ester esterase activity. The record is from RefSeq and is a predicted model, not a curated record. The transcript has 11 exons. Gene Ontology annotation, biological process: neuron cell-cell adhesion; postsynaptic membrane assembly; presynaptic membrane assembly. The coding region runs from base 98 to 1765 and encodes 555 amino acids. Gene Ontology annotation, cellular component: cell surface; postsynaptic specialization membrane; synapse. NCBI's taxonomy places the organism in Eukaryota, Metazoa, Chordata, Actinopteri, Syngnathiformes, Syngnathidae.